AUGGUGACAGAAGCCACGAAAGCCAAGGCAGAGGUCUACCAUGGAGACAAGACAUGCAGAGAGAAAUUCGGUUCGCUUUUGUCCGAAAUCGGAUUACCAAACCGGCUCCUUAGUAACCAGGAGAUCGAAGAAUGCGGUUACGUGAAGGACACGGGUUUCGUGUGGUUAAAACACAAGCAAAAAGAUGCAAAAGGGACAAAUCAAGACCGGUUUAGAUUCGAUAACGUUGUUGUAUGUUUCGAAGCUGAAGUCACUGCGUACUUCGAGCCCAACAAGAUCAAGAAACUCACCGGAGUUAAGGCUAAGGAGUUCGUGGUCUGGAUCUCUCUCGGUGAGAUUCAUGUAAACCGUUCCUCUGGUUUGAUUACCUUCAAGACACAGGUCGGUUUAUUAUCUAAGUCGCUGCCUUUGUCAGUGUUUGAAGACGUUCAUGAUGUCAAGGAGAAGCCAAAAAAAGCUUCCACAAAAAUUCAACCACUCUAA
Microthlaspi erraticum is the source of this 483-nucleotide messenger RNA. NCBI's taxonomy places the organism in Eukaryota, Viridiplantae, Streptophyta, Magnoliopsida, Brassicales, Brassicaceae. The record is from the annotation of a GenBank genome assembly.